GCGACCAGAAAGAGGCCUUCCGGAGAGCUGGCUGCUUCAGCUGCAAGCCUGACAGACUUGGGAUGGCUCUGUACCUCCGGAGCUGGGUGCUGGGAGGAAAUCCAGGUUAAUGCACAAAAUAGUUGCCUAGUAGUAUUGUUACUAUUGCUGUAAAUGUGAAAUGUCGGAUAAUGAAAUGAUCUUUAAGUGAGGAGGAGGUGUAUUCUAAUAGUUCCUCCCUAUUUUUAUUUUAAAAUCCUACUUCCCUUUAACAGAAUACAUUUUAACACCUGUCUUUUCUAAGUGAAAGAAGUAUUCGUUCUCCUUGAAAUAUCAAUUUGUCACUUUCAUAUUAUCUUUUUUUACACAUUGUAUCCCUUUUCUUUCUGUAGUGAAGAUUUAUUCUCUUCAGACUCUGUCCCUGAUUUCAAACAUAUAUGAUAUGGGGUGAGUGGAGUGAUUGGGGGUAAGGGUUUAUGUGAAUUUAAGUGUGUUUGUUAGAUCGUGAAAAGAAUUAGGCCUUUUAUCUCCCUUUAUUACUUUUGUUUCUAUUUUUCAUGCCCCACUAAAGGUACAUUUCUAAUAUUCCUUCUAACAUAUCCUUUUUUCUCUGUUUUCUUAUCUACCUAUUUUUCUCCACAGAGCAUGUAAUAGAAGAUUGAAUUGAGUAUUGUACUCUCAGUUAAUGAACCAUUUUCUUGUCAUUGUUUUUGUUGAAUUGAAGUUUUCACUAACAAAUGAUAAAUUCUUCUCCAUUCAUUAUUGCCACAUUCUCAGUUUUUCUGUCACUUAAAGAUAAAUUGUACAUAUUUGCAUUUAAAACAUCUUCCCACAAAGGACAUGUUUUACAUUGUAUGACCAAUCACAAUAGAUAAUUUCAAUUGAAUUAGACAAAAAGAAAUGUGAAUUACCAUUUUGUAUUUCAUAGGAUGAAUCAACUCUGUUAUAGGUAUAAAAAUUUGUUAUAAAAUUAGGAUUUAUCAGUUUAUAUAUGAUGUCUAAAGAAAAGAGAUAAUAUCACCACCUUUUUUUAUUUGAAGAGAGGGCAUGUGUAUUACAUAGUUUCACUUAGAAGUCAGGACCGUUUCACUGCAAACUGAAAAACAAUGUGGAUGUUCAGAAAAUAGUAGUAUAAGGAGAGUUUUCAAAAAAGUAAAUGUGUGAUCUGCAAAAAAAAAAAAAAGCACAGCUUCCCAGAUGCUAGUUAAUGUUAUAAAUUCCUUCAACCCGUAGGAGGUGCCGUAGAAUCAAGGACAUGGCCAAUGUUACAAUGGAGAUGGAAUUCUUCCUCAUGGAAUUUGCCCACACCAAGGAGCUCCAGGUCCUUCACAUCCUUCUGUUUUUGCUAAUUUACUUGGUGACUGUAAUGGGGAAUCUUCUCAUUAUUGUCCUUGUCACCCUGGACCAGUAUCUUCACACUCCCAUGUACUUCUUCCUGAAGAACUUGUCCUUCUUUGAUCUCUGUCUCAUUUCCAUCAUAGUCCCCAAAUCCAUUCUCACCUCUCUUACUAAUAAGAACACCAUUUCUUUGCCAGGAUGUGUGUUACAGGUCUUUUUGGUGAUUCACUUUGCUGGCGCUGAGGUGUUCAUCCUCACAGCUAUGUCUUAUGACCGCUAUGUGGCCAUCUGUCACCCACUACACUAUGAGGCUGUCAUGGGCAGAGGAGUCUGCUUACGGAUGGCAGCUGCUUCCUGGUUCCUUGGAGGAUCCUUUGGAAGCUUAUAUUCAGCUGGCAUAUUCUCUUUAUCUUUCUGCGGCUCCAGAAACCUCCCUCAAUUUUUCUGUGACGUCCCCUCACUAUUAAAGAUGUCUUGCUCAAAGUCACACAUAACUAUUGAUGUUAGUGUGGCAAUUGGAAUAUUUUAUGGUUUCUUUUGUUUUGUUGCCAUUUUUUUCUCAUAUACCUGUAUUUUCAAUACAGUGCUAAGCAUCCCAUCCUUUCAAGGCCGAUCAAAAGCCUUCUCCACCUGCUUACCCCAUCUCACAGUCGUGACCACCUUUCUCCUGACGGGAGCCACUGCCUAUCUGAAGCCAGUGCCGCUGUCUCCCUCUCUGCUGGACUUGCUGCUCUCUGCUUUGUAUUCAGUUUUGCCUCCCACCCUGAACCCCAUCAUCUACAGCCUCAGGAACAAAGAAAUUAAGGCAGCUCUGAAAAAACUCCUGUGGAAACUUGGUGGCAAUAUGAAGUAG
Molecule: messenger RNA, 2170 nt
Organism: Loxodonta africana (African savanna elephant)
Lineage: Eukaryota; Metazoa; Chordata; Mammalia; Proboscidea; Elephantidae
Product: olfactory receptor 14K1-like
Exons: 1
Coding region: 1235-2170 (311 amino acids)
Biological process (GO): G protein-coupled receptor signaling pathway
Cellular component (GO): membrane
Molecular function (GO): olfactory receptor activity; G protein-coupled receptor activity; odorant binding
Source: RefSeq, a predicted model, not a curated record